Molecule: messenger RNA, 1416 nt
Organism: Impatiens glandulifera
Lineage: Eukaryota; Viridiplantae; Streptophyta; Magnoliopsida; Ericales; Balsaminaceae
Product: transcription factor LRL2-like
Exons: 6
Coding region: 219-1211 (330 amino acids)
Cellular component (GO): nucleus
Molecular function (GO): protein dimerization activity
Source: RefSeq, a predicted model, not a curated record
UGCAUGCUCGUUUGAAUUGAAAUACUUUUUGUCAGAUUUUUCGACUUCUCAAUCCCACUUUCAUUGCAAUUCUUUCUUCACCCACCCCUGAUUACCACACAGCAGUCAUCAUCACUCUUAUUUAUUCUCCCCCUCCACCCUUUUCGUUUUUCAGAACUCUAACCCCAAUUCAAUCCAAACAGAGAAGAAGAAGAAGAAGAAGAAGAGACCUCACUCAAAUGGCUGAUUUACAUGAUGCAGCAAUCUGUUCUUCAUCUUCCCCACCUGACCACAACAUCUCAUCAUUUCUUCACCAAGUUCUUCUCCAUUCCUCUUCAUUCUCCUCUCCUUCUCAUUCAAUGCCCUUUCUAAUUUCCCCUUUACCACCACCUCAUGAUCAUCAUCAUAACAUUCCCUACCGUCCAACACCCCCUGCCGAAUCCUCCUCUGCUUGGAAUUCUCCAAACGUUCUCCCUCCACCUCCCACCGUCCUAUCCUCUUCUUCUGUCGGAAAUACUGACAAUGAUCCUGACGAUCACUACGACUGUGAAAGCGAAGAUGGGUAUGAAGCUAUGGUUGAAGAACAGCAACCCAAGAUAGGUUCUUCUACACGCAAUUAUUCAAAGAGAAGUAGAGCAGCUGAAAUUCAUAAUUUAUCAGAAAAGAGGAGGAGGAGCAGGAUAAAUGAGAAAAUGAAAGCAUUACAGAAACUGAUUCCAAACUCCAAUAAGACUGAUAAAGCAUCAAUGCUUGAUGAAGCCAUUGAAUAUCUAAAACAGCUCCAGCUCCAAGUUCAGAUGUUAACAAUGAGAAAUGGAAUGAGUUUAUAUCCUCAAGACCUAGCACCAUCAUCAGGAGGAGGAGGAGGAGGAUUGCAAUCCAAUAAUCAAGUUUCCCAUUUCAGAAGAGAUUUUAGCCAUGAAAAUGGGCCAAUAUCAGACAAUAUCUUCCAUGGUCACCAAGAACAUAACUUGAAUUCCCAAACAAUGAUUCAAAAUCAUCUAGUGCCAUAUCAACAUCAUGAUCAAUACCAAAUGGAAGACAAUUCGUUGGCAAGUUUUAACAAAAGAAACAUGAUGAUUCAUGCAGCUGAUCAGAGAAAUUCACUAGAUUUUCAAAUGGGAGAUGAGUUUAAGGAUGGUUUCGAAUCCACAGCGCCACCUUCUGAGAAUUCAAUAUUUUUUGAUGCCCCCUUUGAAUGGCCUGAACUAAGGAAGAGAUCUUACCGAUGAUGAUGAUGAGAAUGAAGAGAAUUGAAAGGGUUAUUUUUAUAAGUUUGGUUGAAAAUAUGUAUAAUUGUGUGAUUGGACUAAUUAAUAUAACUUUAAUCUGUAAGGUUUUAGGGAAUUUGUUAAAUAAAUUUGUACUUGAUGUCACAUCUUCUCACUUGUCAUUUCGGCUCAAGAAAAGUGAAAGCAAUGAGUAAAAGUUGUACUA